Molecule: messenger RNA, 14408 nt
Organism: Podarcis lilfordi (Lilford's wall lizard)
Lineage: Eukaryota; Metazoa; Chordata; Lepidosauria; Squamata; Lacertidae
Source: the annotation of a GenBank genome assembly
GGAACAGGAAGCCGGAAGUGACGUCCGGGACGGGGAGGCGCAUGCGUGGCUCCGCGGAGUGGCGAUGGAACCGGCAGCGCCUAGUUGACCCAGAGCGGGACCCCCUCCAGCCCUCGCCCCGCCUGCCUGCCGGCCCCCUUCGCUGCUCGGCGCCACCAGCGGCAUGACCAGCUCGCCGCCCGCCUCGGUGAGCCUCUCCGCCGCUGCCUUGACCGGCGCUUCGCUCGCUUUGGGGAGGGGGAGGGAGAGAGGGGGCGAAUGGGCGGGGCUUCCAGGGGCUCAGCCAAUGGCGGAGGACGUCGCGAGGUGACCUCUGUGCAUGGUGGUGACCUCACGCGCGUCGCGGGGGUCUUUAAUGAGAUGCAAAUGAGUUCAGCCCCCGUGGGUGGGCCUGGGGACGGGGGUUGUCUCCGACCAUGGCUGCCUAUCUGCUACUCUUCCCCACCCCCGACUCUCUCUUUUCCUACACUUGUGUGUCCUCCAGUGCUGCUUUUCUUAGGAAGGGGGAAUAUAGUUGUUAAAUGGUAGUGCUAGUUUGAUUUUUAUGAAACUUGAUUUAUAUACACGCACACACAAUUUUGUUUAUGAUAGCAGCAGUAGCAAGAACAACAACAACAACAGGGCACUGGCCUCGUUCAAGUGCUCAAAGUGUUUCAUGUUAGUAUCCCUGUAAUCCGCUUUAUAUCUGCAGAGAAACAUUGGGAGAGGCUGGUGUUUCUGCCAGGGCUAUUUUGCCCUUUGCCGGUCAAGGGAGGCAGGUUGCAUUUCUAGAAUGUGCUCCUGCCAAAAUCAGAUGCCUCUUGUUUCUUGCACAACCUUGUGCAACUUGAGCUCUGCCUCUGUGUGGCAAGGCACUCUUGCCUAAUCCGAAGGGUGGCUUGGUAGGACACACCUUUGCCCUGUUAGGUAGUACACUGUACAGAUACCUCCAGGCAGUUUCUACUAGCAGCCAAGGUGAGCCAGAGUGCGGUGGCGGCGAAGAGAAGUGUGGGUUUGCUGCUUUCAGGUGCCCUCUUGCAUUCCCCUCUGCUAUAGGGUGCUUCAUCAAGCUGUUUUUCUAGUUUCUGCAUGCACACUCACACUUUCACUUACCCUUUCAAAGUUCCGCUGGGAAUACAUCCCAUAGCCUUCCCAUGGCGAGACUGUUAUAUUAGCUUCCAAACCUGAGACUUUGCCUGGAUUUGGGGCUGUUGGGCCUGAGCCUUUUGGGUGAUACUGUAUGGUGGACACCUACACAGCUUGCCUGUUUCUGUGUUUUCAGUCCCAGAUUCAAACAAAUUCUCUUCUCUCUUCACACUAAGCACCUCUUUCUGUCCCCCUUGGCUGCAUAAUUGCCCUACAAACACAGAAACUGCUGCUUUCAGCACCCUGAUGGUAUCUCUCUUUUUCUUCCCUAAAGCUAAGCAGCUAGUGCUCAUGGCUAUGUUUGAUGAAGACUGAAGGGAACUGAUGAUUUGGGGUUGACUUCCAGAAGUCACACAUGGGGCUUCUGUACCUUGUGACUACCAAUCUCUCCUAUGAACUAUUGAUAUCUACUGCCCAUUUUCAGCUCUACUGCCCACCUGUGCCCCAUUCCUGUGUUUUGCCCUAUCUCCCUGCAUCCCAUUUCUUGUCUAUGUACUCCUUUCCAUGGCCACUAUCCUAAGAGGAGCCACAUUCUCUUGGGAGAUGUCCUAGAAAGUAAAUACCAGCCCAGCUUGUGCACUUCCUUGCUGCAGAACUAUGUGGAUGGCACAGAUAGCACUGGCCACCAUGGGUGGAAGCAAGUUGGUUAUCAGGAUGAUAGCUUCCUGCAUUCUGAUCCAUUGAGAUUAUAGUUGUUUGCCAUGCAGUUUGAUUGUAUCUCCCCUUCUGCGCCGCCACCCUCCCCCUGCUCUAUAUUGCAAAUAAGUGGUUGAAAUGUCCCUUGUUCACUUGUGCAAAUGGCCCCUUUGUCAAUUGCUUUGCUCUGGGAGAUUGUCUUCUGCUGCCUGCCUUCCCCAGAACAAUUUCUUUCUGUGCAAAACCUGGACAGUUCCUUGCAAGCAGCCCCUGCAGCUGCAGUUCCCUCCAGGCUCAGUUCCUUCCUUCUCCCCACCCCCCUUGAACGCCCUUUCCCCUUCUCUGCCUUAUCUCUGCUGCCAGGUUGGGGCUAGUUUGCAAAAAGAGACUCCCUUGAUUAGACGCUGACAGAGCAAGGCAGCAGGUCUUCCUCUCCCCUCUAGCAAAGACAUCUUUCUCCUCCUCCUCUUCACUGGGUCCUGGGUUGCAAACCUCAUUGAGAUGGCAAAGGUGGUGCUGCAGGACAGUCAGGUAAGAGGCGUAUGUCUCUCCAGGCCUCUUUGCGGGUCUGCGGAAAUAUUUCCAAAUCUUAACAGCCAUUUUGACAGGUCUGAAGGUUUUCUGGCCUUGGGUUAUUGUCCAGGACUUCAUAUUUCUCUCCCUGUCUCUCUUACCCACACACAUGCAUACACAAUCUCUCUUUUCAGCUGUGUGUGUUAUGGCAUAUUUAGGGAUGAAACUUUACUGCAAGAGACAGACCCUACUGAGGAAUACUUCUAUCUGCAAUUAGGACUCGAUAGGCCCUUAACUGAUAAUGUUUGUCUUAGUGCUAUCUUGUCCUAUGCCCUGUAUGGCUCUGCAGGCACCUUUUCCUACAGGGCCCUUGCUAGUUCCAUGUGCUGCUUACCUGCGUUGCACGACCUGGUCUUUGGGGGACUCUUGGGAAGCAGAUGACUCUGCCCCUUGGGGCCAGUUGUGCUACUGAAUAAUCUUUCUUUCAGGUCUUUGACACAUGUGUUCUUUGCCCUGAAGCCUGUCAAGGGUUGCUGGGCUAGGGCUGGUCAGGUCAGGCAAUAAAAAUGACAUUAGUAAUAGUUGUUUGUGGUUGUGCCAACAAUGUUAUGGUGCUUUACAGCACAACAAAGGGAAAGGCGGGCCCCUGCCCAGAGAAGCGUAGAAUUUUAGAUCUGACACAAGGGAUGCAGGAAAGAGGGAUGGGUAUCUAAUUGCACAUUGCUCAGCUAUCCGUUAGGGCUGUUCCUUUUAAUGCAGCGAACAUUGCAGAAGGCGUCUGCCCAGGUAAGUUCCAGUGUGGGGCUUCCUGGGAUGCCUUCUGUGUCCACUUCCAUGGCUGGACUGUACCACCCUGCUUGGCAGCCCCUUUGUGAGGAAAGGCUUAGCUGGUGCAAGCUUUCUCUUAAUGUAGGGUUUUGCGGGGAGAUUGUGGAAAUACCACCAUAAUAACCCUCCCUCUUUGGAGUAAUUGGAUACAUUUCUUCACAGGAGAAGAAUGGCUUGAAGAAAGAGACUAUCCGCGUGGGAACAAGGAAAAGCCAGGUGAGGUUCUUGUCAUUAGCGUUCUCUUGCCUGCCUGCUGCUUUUCUCUCUCUGCUUUUCCUGGGUCUGCUUCUUGCAAAGUGUUCGUACAAACAGGACUGUGCAUUGACCGGUGAAUGGAUUUGCAUUGGGACAACAGUGCAUUUUCUGUUCCUUUUCUAGUAACCAGGUUGGAACAGAGGAAGGCAGGGAAAGACGGCUGGUGCUGAAGAGAGCAAGUCCUGGAACGAAGUGUAUUCUUGAAGAACUGGGUUAUAGGGGUGGAUAAUAGCAAUAUAUAAAAAUGCCUUAUGAAAAGGACAAAGAACUAUUCUGGCCUUAUGUCCCAGGAGGGGAGAGCUCAGAUGAGCAUUUGGAGAGGCUUCUUAAAGGCAAGAGCAGUUCUAACACUGAAACCAUGGUGGACUCUCCCUUGGGAAGGUACAGAGCUCAGUGGUGGAGCUCUUGUGGUUCAGUCCCAGGCAUCUCCAGGUAGGGCUGUGAAAGAAGACUCCCCGCCUGAAACCCUGGAACAAUGGCUGCUAGCCAGUGCUCACUGAACUGAGCUAGAGGGAGCAAUGGUUUUUCUUGGGAUAAGGCAGUUUCCUGUAUUGCCUCUCUGGGGUCUUUAGGCAGAGGCUGGACAGUCCUUUCUUAGAGAUGUUGCUGGGUUUUCUGUACCAAGCAGAGCUUAGACUUAGAGUCCCCCACUGCUGCCGCAGCUCUUAAUGGCUGCUGUGCAGGAACUCACAUAUUCUGGGAACUAUCCUUGCCCUCCCCUUCAGUAAUAGCAAAUUCCAAAUUUAUAUUAGGCUAAGUAUGACAGGAGCUGUGUUCCCAAAUGUGCAUCUUUCUGAAUUAUAUUUCACUCAGUGCUGCUCCUCAAGGCUUUGUCCCUUUGCUACUAUUGCUGUAAUUUGCUAGCAGCCACAGGGUUUCGUUUGUCAGGCUGUUACUUAAGUGUUUGUCAGCUGUGCUACUUCCCUGCUGCUCAUUGAUCUUAACGAUCUUAAAAGUUUUCAUUCGUAUCCACCUGGCAAUUAAUCCGUACUUCUCCAGCUGAAUUGCUUUGGUGGUGUUGAGCAACCAUCUGUUCCCCUGACCUUUCUUUUGCCAGGAGGAUGCAAAGAUUUCCCCAUGGGCCACCCUAGCAGGAGCAAAGAAGUACGCCCAAGAGCCAAGGCUGGGAGGGGCAGACUUGUAAAGAAAGAUAAUGCUCCACCCUUGUGGUGGAGAGCUAAUCUCCCAUCUGCCUCCUGUUGUUGAGGCUGGUGGCAGUUCAGGAAUAAACCCAGAAAGCCUGUUUGUAACAGGGGCCUAGGAUGGGGCGGCACCUCAGGGUGUGAAAGAUCUCCUUUUCCCUAGAAACCCUGUCCUGGGGGCCAGAAGUGGGUCUCCACUCCUUCUCUCAGAACAUAAGAAUUGCCCUGCAGCCGGGUCACGUCCAAGACCCGUCUAGUCCAGCAUCUGGUUCUCACAGUGGCCAGCCACAUAAUAAUAAUAAUAAUAAUAAUAAUAAUAAUAACCAUUCCUUCCUUCAUUCCUUCCCUGCCCAUCUGGCUGAGUUUCCCCAGCCACUCUUGGAGCCCACGAGAAGGACCUGAGUCCAGCAGCAAUAUUUUCACUAUUGCAAUUCUCAGCAACUGAUAUUCAAAGGCACACAGCCUCCAACGCUGGAUGCAGAACGCAGCCAUUGUAGCUAAUAUUCCAUUGAUAGCCUUUCAUCCCUUUUUAUAGCCCCUGAAAUUGAUGACCAUCUCUAUGUCUUGUGGGAGCAAACCCUGCAAUUUAAUUACGCUCUGUGUGAAGAAGUCCUUCCCUUUGCCUGUCUGGAAUCCUGCAACACUUGGCUUCAGUGAAUGGUAUUUCUGCAGAGCUUCAUUCUGGGAUGUUUGCUGAGCACACAUCAGCUGCGCUGCUGCCUCUGCUUCCUUUGUGGGCUCUGAGGUGCCUUUUCAUUCUCUGACUGGCUCAAGCCAAGUUUGCUCUCUUCAUGCCCGGCUUUUUUUCUGUGGCUCCCGAAGCUGGGGGGGGGGGGGGAGAGCAGAUCACAGACAUGAACCGGACCCAAAACCGAUGAGCAUGACGUGCAUAGGAAGUGGGACUGGAAGUCUCAUGUCUUUUGAGCUCUUGUGGGAGCAGCAUACCGGAGCAAGAAUCUGCGCACAAGUCUUCCUCUGACAGCAGGUGCAUUGGGCACACUUGCCGUCUGCGCCUUUUGGGUCAUAGGUAGGGCACACUGAUUGACUUUGCCUUCCUUCUCUCUGAAAUUGCAGCUCGCCCGGAUCCAGACGGACAGUGUGGUUCAGAUGCUGCAGGAGCGCCACCCUCACCUCUGCUUUGAGAUUGGUGAGUGCGUGAGGCAGGAAGCCUGGGAAUUAGGUAUUGACCAGGUGCUGGGGGAGAGCAGCCUUAGGUGCACAGACAGAGUGCUGCGCUCUUCUGACCUGGUGCAUGGAGAGGAUGGGCUUGUGUGGCACCUAGCUUUGUAUUAUUAUUAAUAAUAAUAAUAAUAAUAAUAAUAAUAUGACCAUUCCUUCAAGACUCACAGGGUGGCUUACCAUGUAAACCCCAAAAUACAUAAUAUUUAUUUAUUUAUUUAUUUAAUACAUUUAUAUGCCUUUUUUACCUUUUUUACCUUCCAAUGAGCUCAAGGCAGUGUACAUACAGUAUUUUUCGCUCUAUAACACGCACCCGACCAUAACACGCACGUAGUUUUUAGAGGAGAAAAAUCCGUAGGCAUGCCACCCGUAGGCAUUCCCUCCAUAACACGCACAGACAUUUCCCCUUACUUUCUAGGAGGAAAAAAGUAAGUGUUAUGGUGCAAAAAAUACGGUAGUUCUCCUCCCCAUUUCAUCCUCUCAACAGCCCUGUGAGGUAGGUUAGACUAAGAGUUACCCAGUGAGCUUCAUGGCUGAGUGGGAAUUCGAACCCUGGUCUCCCAGGUCCUACUCCCAACCCAUUAUCAGUUAUGCCACAUGUUCAGUAGUAGCAAACAUAAACAAUAUCCCCCACCCACACAGUUUAAAAGACCAUAGAUUAUUUAAGUAGCCAAAGGUCUGGGAUAAGAGAGAUGUUUUUGCCUGGUGCCAGUUUGUGUCCUACCCUACUAAAGCAGUGAGCAGCUAGGAAGUCCACACAUCGCUCACCCUUGUUGUGGCUCAUGUCCUACUGGUGUUUGUCAUCUUUCCUGAUCUCCCCUCUUCCUUCUUUCCUUCCUCUCUCUCUGAAUAGUUGCCAUGUCAACCACAGGUGACAAGAUCCUGGACACAGCUCUGUCCAAGGUAAGCAGCCGUAUGCUCCCUGGGCUCAUGACACAACCAGAAACGGAUAGAAAAAGCAGCCCAGGUUGUAACAUGCUCUUUUCCCAUUUAGAUUGGUGAGAAAAGCCUAUUUACGAAGGAACUGGAAAAUGCACUGGAAAGAAAUGAGUAAGUUCUCUUUGGCUGGGAGGUGCGGGAGAAAGCUCUCCUUGGCAGGCAAUGCCUGGUGGUGCCCUUGGCACUGGUGCUUUUGAUCUGAGCAGGAGUCCACGUCCUGGUAGGCAAUGGAUUCUUCCAGAGCCAGGAAGUCUUCUCUUGAGCGAAAGCGUUUCCUCUAACCCAGCGUUGCAGCUUGGGAGUCCAGCAACUGUGGGGAGGGGGAGCCCAGUCCUGGCGCAUAACUGGGGAGAGAGAGCUCUGAUGCUUCCUGUAAAAAAAUGGGUGUUUUUCCUGCUCUUUCCUGAAACAUAAGGGCCUGAUGUUUAAAACUGUGUCAGCAAUCCUGAGCAGUAGGCCACAUUGAGACUGACAUUCCCAGGCCCACCCAGCAAAGCUUCAUAGCCAAGCAGGGAUCUGCGCUGCGGUCUUACGCUUCAUAAUUGCUCUCUCUCUGCCCAUCCUGGGCCCGUAAGGUUGGCACACCCUUGACCAGCUCAUUUCUUCCCUUCCAGGGUUGACUUGGUGGUUCACUCCCUGAAGGACCUGCCCACAUCCCUCCCACCUGGCUUCACCAUCGGUGCAGUUUGCAAGUGAGUUUGGGCUCCUCUGCUUCCUUCUGCCUGACUGGUGCUCAGCGCACUGGCUCUUGGUCCAUCAAAGUUUGCCCUGGCCAGGCAUCCACCUUCCCUUUUCCAUGUGUUGCAGGAAUUUAUGUAUAGGUUGGGGCGGGGUGCCCCUCCAGCAGAUAUCAUGCACAUGCAGCCCACUACCAAAAUCAGCACAAUCACUUUUGUGACUUUUGUGAUUUGUCCCCACAAAACACUUCAUCACAGUUUCUUCCUAUCUAUUCAAAGGGCCUUUGCUGCACGAUACCAAAUGUAACAAUUCACUGAUAAAUGUAUCUAUGUACUGGCUCACUGGGAAAACUUCAGAAAUGCAUAUAGACAUGUGAGCUCAGCUACUCACCAGCCCCUCUGCCUGAGUGAUAAUUCCUGGCAUCCUGAUCCCUGAGUGCCAGACAGGUAGCCAUUCCAGAAAUAACAAACCCAGAUGAAGACAAACUGGUGUGAUUAACUUGGCUGGGAAACAGGGAAAUGUAAAUAUAUCUUUUGUUACACUUGAUGGGUGUUUGGUGGAGGGCAAGGAAAACCAUGGGGCAGGGUCCAGGAUGCUCAGAUUACUGCCACCAGACCUCCCCUUUCAUGAUGUAACCAUGAUGUAUUAGUGAUGUAGUUUGGGUGGGUGUAACAUGGGAAUUAGCAGCUAAUAAAAGUUGGGGGGCUCUUUUGUUCGGGGCUUCCAUCUUGUUCCGCCUUGUGGCAGGUGGGAGUCCUGUCGCAACAGCCUUCAAUAAAGACCAAGCCUACUGGCUGCUGUUUUGCUCUGGUAUUCCUGGCUGGUGUCCUUGUUUUUUGUCCAAGGGAGCCCUGAGAUUUCUCCGUUAACACAUGUCAGCUGUUGGUCCCUGUGGAAGUGGGUAUGCCCACCAAGCCACCUAACUUCCAGAGCAUCAGAUGGGUAACGCCUUCUUUAACCCAUCUCAACUGGCCACUGCCUUAGGCCAAGUGGUGGCCUUUGCUGUGAACAGACAAAAGUCCGGGUCAUGGAGCCUCCAGCUGUCUCUUUGCAAGAAACUUGGAGGCAGCUGCUGCUGCAGCCCAGCUGACCUGCUCCCUAAAAGGCAACUCCAUCUGUCCCUUGCAGGAGAGAGAGUCCGUAUGAUGCGGUCGUCUUCCACCCUAAGCAUGCAGGCAAGAGCCUCCACAGCCUCCCUGAGAAGAGGUGAGUUUCACUUGUUCCUUCCUUGGGUUCCAUCUGGUGUGCAGGGAGGGCUGAAAUUAGCAUUUUGCCCCAGCUUCAACCCCUCUUGGGUAGCAGUGCUGAGAGGCGUCCCUGCCUGCCUGAGGUCUUGGCCAGAGUUGACACUUUGCUGCCAGGAAAUAACAGCACAUGGUCCCGUGUAGACAAUGUUUGUGCAGAGGUGUCCGGGGGGACUGUUCCUAACUCUGCUCAGACGGGUGAGGCUGACCAGUCCAGACACUUCUUUGACGCCGUUUUCCUUUUGGCUCUCUGGCAGCGUGAUCGGGACCAGCUCACUUCGCCGGGCAGCUCAGCUGAAGAGAAAGUUCCCUCACCUGAAAUUCAGGGAUAUUGUAUCCUUUGAAAAUGACCCCUUGGCUUAGACUGGCCGUUGAAAAGCCUCUGCACUCAAAUCAGCUUCUCUUGCCACCACGUUUGAAAAGGACACCUUGUGAGGGGUGAAUUUCCUAGUGGGGAAUGUGGCCCUUCCUUUGAAUACGCAGCUUCUGUUAUAUCGAAGCAGGUCUCAAUCGUUUGUUGGCCAGGUGGGAAAAACUGGCCUGCAAUAUGAUAACUUUUUCAAGGCCACGCAUCCCUGGCUUGGCUUUGAAUCCAGGGCCCAGCAGCCACUGCUGAGAUGAAGCCUGGAGGCCUGGCAGAGGAGCUAAGGUCUUGAGCCGCCUUCUCCCCUGCAGAGAGGGACUGUGGUGUUAGAACACCCUCCCUGGUGGCCAGCUCUGGAAGUGCAGGCCAUGGGCCACCCAACCAGGGAUCUCUGUGGUUUUCCCUUAAUCCUUCUUGUAGAGGGGAAAUUUGAACACUCGCUUGAAGAAGCUGGAUGAGAAGGAGGAUUUCAGCGCCAUCGUCCUGGCAGCGGCUGGCCUCAGGCGGAUGGGCUGGGACAGCCGCAUUGGUCAAGUAAGUGGGGCAGAAGAGAUUGGGAUGAAGGUUGUUCCCCGCCCCUGCCCCUCCAUCGUGCCCAGGGAGCUUCUCCUCCUUGUAUCCUCAGUUUUUGAGAUGCUCACUGAUGUCUGCAUUCCUUCGGGAUAUAUAAACUGAAUGAAUUUGUGAAACGCCCUGAGAUGUAUAGGGCUGUAUACAAAUUUAAAAUAAAUAAAAUAUUUUGCUCCUCCUUUGUUCUGAGCAUCACCAACCCUCAUUCUGCUUUCCUCCAGGUCCUGAGCCCCGCAGACUGCUUGUACGCAGUUGGGCAGGUAUGUGAUGUGCUCUCCGUUCCGGCCCUGCUGUGUGCGCGAACAGCUGAGCCUCCCCAACACACCCCUGCUUCUUGAGGGUGCCUUUCGCUCUUUCUCCAACUGCUCCUCGCCCUCAAAUGAGCAUCCCAAAGUCAGGCUAUGCGCACCUUCCAACGGAUUCUCUCCAGAGAGCAAACUCUCAUCUGGUGUGAAUCCCAAAGCUGGAAGGUUAAAUGGCCUUGGUGCUCCGAGGCUGCGCCCCUUGCCCUGGUGGGUACCAGCUUCUGCAUCCUCCCAUUUGUGCAGGGAUGGCUAACCUGUAGCCCUCUAGAAUUUGUUGGCCUACAUCCCCCAUCAAUCCUGGCCCAUGUACUGUAAACUGUAAAAGUGGGUUUCCCCAAAUUUAAAAAUCACUCAAAAUGUUGCUAAGCUCUUUCACUGCAUGCCUUGCUUGCCCCUUGUCCAAAAGUAGGUGAAAUGUAUGCAUCGUGGGAAUCCUUGAAGACAUGUUAUUUUGUCUCUUGGAAAUCCCAGCAACAAAAAUACCAAAAUCCAUCACAGGGCAAUUCCUUUCUAAAGCCAACCAGAAUGUCACAAAAUAUUGUGCCAGCUUUUGAGUCCCCCAGAACUUUUCAUUGGGCUGGAUCAGAGGUUUUCAACCUUUUUGAGUCCAUGGCUGUUUUCUCCAAAUACAUUCUUUUUGCAGCACUCCUGUGGGGCUCAGGAGCCCAUUUAUGUCACCCCUUGCUAGCAGAGCUGAUAGCCUCUCAACUUUAUUCAAACACCCUCCUUUGUGGAGUGUUCCCUCAGCCUCCUCUCCUCUCCCCUCUCCUUGGGAGUCCUCCAGGCAGCUAUUGCUGCUGCCCGUGGUUUCUGAGCUGCCCCCCCCCCGAGAGGUGCCCCCCAGAGGCACCAUUCACCGCAGAGCUUAUAGCCAGGGCUGCUGCAAUAAGCAGUUGUGCAAACCUUUGGGAGGCAGAGCCACAAGAGGGCAUCAGAGGAGGAAGGGAAAGAAAGAAAGAAAGGAGGCCAGAGGCCAGUGUUUCUUGCGGCACCCCUGACCAUCAUUCAAGGCACCCCAGGGUGCCACGGCACACUGGUUCAAAACCACUGGGCUAAAUAGUAAAGAAAACACAGAAACUUAAAAGCUUGCACUAUAUUGUGACAUUUUGGUUGACCUAAUAAAGGCAUUGGCAUAAUAUGGAUUUAGUAAUUUUUCUUAUGGGUCGGUAUGGCUGGCUUCCCCUAAGCAGUUUUUAGCAGGGGCUUGUGGGAGAGGGGUAUUGGAUGCUUUGGUGGUCGUAUGUCUCCAUCUCAAGCUCAUGCCUGCUUUACAGAGUAGAGACCCUGCUCCUGUUGUUCUCUGGCUGCUGACCCUGGUCAUUGCAGAGCAGAGGCUUUGAACGCUGUGGGGGGUGCGUAGCCACUAGGCUGUUCUAGAAGCUGAGAAGGGCCUCUUUCCCUGCUCCUCUUCCUUUCUCCAGGGAGCCUUAGCAGUGGAGGUGAGAGCCAGGGACCAGGAGAUUCUCGAUAUGGUGUCUGUCCUGCACGACGGUGAGACGGUGCUGCGCUGUAUUGCAGAGAGGGCCUUCAUGAAGCACUUGGUAGGUUUCAGGAAGUGCUUGAUCGGAGGCCACAGCAGCCACCUGCUUAUGUGGGGUGCUUCCUUCCCAGGGAGGAGUUCAGGGAUUUAAAAAAAAAAAUAGUUCUGAGUUGCAUUUGUUUCUCAGUUUGAUCCUUUCCCAGGGUAUGCAUUGUGACUCGCAGUUAUUAUUGAUAGUUUAUUGCAAUUGUUAAGAGUGAAUUUGUUUAGUCAUUAUUUGUUGAUGUUUUGAGUUAUUUUAUUGUGUCCCAUUACAGUCAAACAGAUCAUUGAAUAUUACUUUAUUUGAUAUGUCAUUCAUUAAAGUUAUGCCAUGUUAUGGCUUUUUUAAUUGGAUCAGGUUAUUACAAGAGGUAUGUUCUUUGUUGUAUAUUUUGUUGCUGUGAACCACCUUGUUUAGUAAUAUAGAAAAGCGGUAUGCAAAUUAAAAGUGAAAUGAAGAGGGAGGCUUGGCAGUAGCAGCCGUGUCAUUCACCUCCCCAACAUUUUCCAUUCCAGGAAGGCGGCUGCAGUGUCCCUGUGGCAGUGAACACUGUGCUGAAGGACUUCCAGGUAAUGACAAUUCAGAAUACCAUAGGCCUUGUUUUUUCCAGCCAGCAGCCAGGCUGGGUCUCUCUUAGCAAUGGUUUGUGAGCCUCUCCCAGCAUUGAAAGCAGUUGGUGGAGGGAGAAACCUGUGCUGAAUGCAAUAGCCCUGCUUGGUAUGAAGGGAAGUGUUCCCUGGCUGAGAUGGAGCAAAGAACCCUCGAAGCAGCAAGCUCACAUUCAUGACAUGUGACCCACCUUCUUGGCCUUCCACCUGCAAUACAAGGAUAACAACACUGGCCUACUCUGUAGGGUCGUUGUAAGGACCACCAGAAGAUAAUGCAUGUAAAUUACUUGGAACAUUGGGUCCAAAUGCUUAAUAUCAACAGACUAGGUGUUUGCUGACCAGGGAUGGAGAAUCUGUGGUUCUCCAGAUGUUUGAUUCCAGUCCCCAUCAUCCUAUUGGCUGUGGCUGAUAGUAGUUAUUAAAAAAAAUAAAUUAUAAACCACUUUAAAAAUGCUGAGUUGGCAGUCCCACCACUUCAGACAUUCAUUUCCCUCUUGACUGGAUCAGUCUGAGCACUCAUCCUGGAAGAUUUGGUAGUUCACAUAAAAGUUUUAAGUUGCUGCUUCCAGCCUGAUAAUUCCCUCCUGUCCUUCUAGGACCCUUCCUUUUUAAAAAGGUGACUUAAUGCUGAAUCCCGGACUCAUGUAGAAGACGUCACACACUGCCUAUGGCAUCCCUUGGUUUUCCUGCACCUUCUCCAAAGGGAGAGCUGUGUGUGGUGGCUGUUGACAUUUUCUCUUUUAUUUUCCCUAGUUAUAUUUGACUGGAGCAGUCUACAGCCUUGAUGGAUCAGAGAGCCUACGUGAGACCAUGCAAGCAAGCAUGAAUUAUUUUCCACAUGAGGUACCUGCUACUGUAUUGCAAACAGCACAUUUUCUAGGCUUCCACAUAGGGGAAAACCAGGCCCUUGUUAUUCUUUCUGCUUGGCUCCUCCCAUGACAUAAGAGAGAGAAAAAACCCAAUAAAACUACAUCUAAGCAAAGUGUGGGGAGCUUUUGGCUGUUUCUGAACUACAGUUCCCAUCAUUCCUGGCAAUGGGUCCUGCUUGUUCAGACUGAUGGAAAUUGUAGUUCAGUAAUAUCUGGAGGGACAAAGCUUCCCCACGCCUGAUUUAAGCUUUGUUUCAUAUUAUAUCCAAAGCAGAGACUGUGGCCUGUUGCUCCCAAACAAGCCACUGUAUGUAAGGCAGCAACAGACCCUAAUCCUGGAUUUCAAUGUUAACAGGAAGCAAAGCCUAAGUGCAACUUCCUGGUUUGCUUCACAGGAGUGAAGCAGGAACUAUUGCAAAGUAUGCAGUAGCAUGCUGCUCAUUCACACUAAACUAUGGCUUAUUGUAAUGUGCUAACAAGCUCAUAGAUGUUUUGGCCAAUAGUGACAGUCACACUUGUUCAGCCUCCUCCAUUAAAAGACCAGCUGUACAAUCCUAGCAUCUUGUUUAUAUGGGUUGUUGUCCCCCCCCCCCCCAAUCUUACUGCAGGAUACAAAACCAAUGUUAAAUUUGAGGAGGCUCACUAAAAGGACCCCUGACAGUAAAGUCCAGUCGUGAAUAACUGUGGGGUUGUGGCACUCAUCUCGCUUUACUGGCUGAGAGAGCCAACGUUUGUCCACAGAGUUUUUCCUGGUCAUGUGGCCAGCAUGACUAAGCCGCUUCUGGCGAAACCAGAGCAGCGCACGAAAACUCUGUUUACCUUCCCGCUAGAGCGGUACCUAUUUAUCUCCUUGCACUUUGACAUGCUUUUGAACUGCUAGGUUGGCAGGCGCAGGGACUGAGCGCAGGGAGCUCACCCCAUCGCGGGGAUUUGAACCACCGACCUUCCGAUCAGCAAGGCCUAGGCUCAGUGGUUUAGACCACAGCGCCACCCGUGUCCCCCACUAUCCUUCAAAUAAAUGUGAAUCUUGAAUCGCUGCCUCUAACCCUAAAAUGGCCUAUUGCUAGCUAAGGGAUUUUGCAUCUUACUUUUCAGAACGAAGAUGGCCCCAACGAUGACAUCCAACAUGUUGGCAUCACUGCAAAAAAUUUCUCUCAGUCUGCUCAAGUGGCUGCAGAGAAGUUAGGCAUUCAGGUGGCUGAGCUCCUCCUGAGCAGAGGGGCAAAGCACAUCCUCAACGUGGCCCGACAGCUCAACGAUGCCUGAUGGGGGCCUGCCUUGGAUGUCAAGCUCCUCUAGCCGUUGUCCUUCAUGGAAGCAAUGAAGUCUGUCGCAAAUCAACCACUGCCCUCUCGGUGAAGGGAAUCUUAAUUUAUUAUGGUAGCUACGCCACAGUUCACCUGUGCUGCUAAGGACUGGCUCAUGCUGUAGCCUCCAAUGGAAGAUUCAUGCUGGCGGGGAUCACUCCCUUUAACACACAGCCUGAAUUUUGAGAAAGAGAACCAUUUAAAAGAAGUUGGUGCCUUCAUUGAUUGCUGUAAGGAAUAAUGUAACCUGGUACAGUUGCAUAGAAUGAAGUGUAUAUUUUUUUUAAUUAUUGCCAAAUGGAUUAAAGAGAUUUAAACUGAAA